Messenger RNA from Porites lobata, 507 nucleotides. The record is from the annotation of a GenBank genome assembly. NCBI's taxonomy places the organism in Eukaryota, Metazoa, Cnidaria, Anthozoa, Scleractinia, Poritidae.
AUGAUUCAAGAUCGGUUGAUGAUCAGUGAUGAUAAAACCGAGUUUUUGUUGGUCGGCACACGACAACACCUUGAUAAACUAGAUUCGUGUUCCAUUACUGUGGGCAAUAAUCGUAUCAGUCCAAGCCCUUGUGUUAAAAACCUUGGAUCAUGGUUUGACAGCAACUGAAGCAUGACUGAUCAUAUAAACAAGGCUUGUAAUGCGGCAUUUUAUCAUUUACAUAACUUGAGACGUAUUAAGAAAUACCUGUCUAGAGAUUUUUUAAUUACUUUGGUUCAUGCUUUUAUAACCAGCCGUCUUGACUAUUGUAAUGGUUUAUUGUUUGGGUUAUCAAAGGCGCAGAUCGCUAAAUUACAACGUUUGCAAAACGCAGCAGCGAGACUUAUUCCCAAGGGAGAGAUGCUUACAACAUUGGGAUCAAGAUCAUUUUCAGCAGCUGCUCCGAAACUCUGGAAUGGCCUACCAGUGGAGCUUCGUCAAGCAACAUCACUUAACAGUUUUAAAUCU